Messenger RNA from Jaculus jaculus (lesser Egyptian jerboa), 8967 nucleotides. RefSeq names its product zinc finger protein 618 (gene Znf618). The transcript is spliced from 16 exons. The record is from RefSeq and is a predicted model, not a curated record. NCBI's taxonomy places the organism in Eukaryota, Metazoa, Chordata, Mammalia, Rodentia, Dipodidae. Bases 141 to 3047 code for a protein of 968 amino acids.
GCCUCCUCCCGCACGGACCCAUGAGCCAGCCGGGCGGCGCGGCGGCUCCGCAGUUGACAAAUGUCCCUCUGCUAAGACAAUAGCAAAGUGCUCCCUCUUCCUGGCUGGAAAGGCUCCGGGGAAAGUUCUGCACACACUGGAUGAAACAGACCCGCUGGUGGCUCACCUCAGGUUUGGAGUUGGGCGUUAGCAGAAAGUGGCUGCAGUUGUCAUGUAGCUUCCCAAAGGCUGACGGAGCCAGUGCAGCUGGAAGGAAAGGCACGUCCAGCAGGGAACGCUUGAAGCGUAGCCAGAAAAGCACGAAGGUGGAGGGCCCAGAGCUGGUGUGUGCCGAGGCCUCGCUGAUUGCUGAGCAGGGGACGAUGACUGAAGUGAAGGUGAAGACGGAGCUACCUGAUGACUAUAUCCAGGAGGUGAUUUGGCAGGGCGAGGCCAAGGAGGAGAAGAAGGCAGCCGGCAAGGAUGGGACCGGGGACGUGCCCGCCGAGAUCUGUGUGGUGAUCGGUGGUGUCCGCAACCAGCAGACGCUUGGGUCCUAUGAGUGUGGGAUCUGUGGCAAGAAGUACAAGUAUUACAACUGUUUCCAGACCCACGUACGGGCACACCGAGACACCGAAGCCACCUCAGGGGAGGGAGCCUCCCAAAGCAACAAUUUCAGGUACACAUGUGACAUCUGUGGAAAGAAGUACAAAUAUUACAGCUGCUUUCAAGAGCACCGAGACCUGCACGCGGUGGAUGUGUUUAGUGUGGAAGGGGCCCCCGAGAAUCGGGCAGACCCCUUCGACCAAGGUGUUGUGGCCACUGACGAGGUGAAGGAAGAGCCUCCGGAGCCAUUCCAAAAAAUUGGGCCAAAAACUGGCAAUUACACCUGUGAGUUCUGCGGGAAGCAGUACAAGUACUACACGCCCUACCAGGAGCACGUGGCCUUACACGCCCCCAUCAGCUCUGAGGGUCCCCAGACUGAGAGCGUGACCCUCUCAGGUGCCGCCCCCGGGUGGGAGCCGCCGGAUGAUCCAGACACGGGCUCCGAGUGUUCCCAUCCAGAGGUUGCCCCAUCUCCACGCUUCGUGGCAGCGAAGACCCAGGUGAGCCAGUCCGGGAAAAAGGCUCCGUCCUCCGUGGUCCGAUGUACCACCCUCCUCCACCGCACCCCUCCAGCCACCCAGACACAGACGUUCCGCACUCCAAAUUCGGGAUCUCCGGCCAGCAAGGCAACCGCAGCAGAAAGCGCCUUCAGUCGGAGAGUAGAAGGCAAAGCACAAAACCACUUUGAAGAGACCAAUAGCAGCUCGCAGAACUCCAGCGAAACUGCAAGUCCCCUGAUUUCCAAUCCUUUCCCUCUCCUGCAGAAGCCCUAUACCUGCGGCGCCUGUGGGAUCCAGUUCCAGUUCUACAACAACCUGCUAGAACACAUGCAGUCCCACGCAGCUGACAAUGAAAACAACAUCACCUCCAACCAGUCCCGAUCACCACCUGCUGCAGUGGAAGAGAAGUGGAAACCUCAGGCCCAGAGGAACAGUGCCAACAACACCACCACCAGUGGUUUGACACCCAACAGUGUGAUCCCUGAGAAGGAGCGGCAGAACAUCGCAGAGCGUCUGCUCCGGGUCAUGUGUGCCGACCUGGGCGCACUGAGUGUGGUCAGUGGCAAGGAGUUCCUCAAGUUGGCCCAGACCUUGGUAGACAGUGGCGCUCGCUACGGGGCCUUUUCAGUCACUGAAAUCCUGGGUAAUUUUAACACACUAGCACUAAAACACCUGCCACGUAUGUACAACCAGGUGAAGGUGAAGGUGACAUGUGCCCUGGGCAGCAACGCCUGCUUGGGUAUCGGUGUCACUUGUCACUCUCAGAGUGUUGGCCCGGACUCCUGCUACAUCCUCACGGCCUACCAGGCCGAGGGCAACCACAUCAAGAGCUACGUGCUGGGUGUGAAGGGCGCAGACAUCCGCGACAGCGGUGACCUGGUGCACCACUGGGUCCAGAACGUGCUGUCGGAGUUCGUGAUGUCAGAGAUCCGGACGGUGUACGUGACCGACUGCCGUGUGAGUGCGUCUGCCUUCUCCAAGGCCGGCAUGUGCCUUCGCUGCUCAGCCUGUGCCUUGAACUCCGUAGUGCAGAGUGUGCUGAGCAAGCGGACACUGCAGGCCCGCAGCAUGCACGAGGUCAUCGAGCUGCUCAAUGUGUGCGAGGACCUGGCUGGCUCCACGGGCCUCGCCAAGGAGACCUUCGGCUCACUGGAGGAGACAUCCCCGCCUCCCUGCUGGAACUCGGUGACAGACUCGCUGCUGCUGGUGCAUGAGCGCUACGAGCAGAUCUGUGAGUUCUACAGCCGGGCCAAGAAGAUGAACCUCAUCCAGAGCCUCAACAAGCACCUGCUGAGCAACCUGGCCGCCAUCCUGACACCCGUGAAGCAGGCAGUCAUCGAGCUGAGCAAUGAGAGCCAGCCGACCCUGCAGCUGGUGCUGCCCACCUAUGUCCGGCUGGAGAAGCUGUUCACGGCCAAGGCCAAUGACGCGGGCACCGUCAGCAAACUGUGCCACCUUUUCCUGGAAGCGCUCAAGGAGAACUUCAAGGUGCACCCAGCCCACAAAGUGGCCAUGAUCCUGGACCCGCAACAGAAGCUGCGGCCAGUGCCACCCUACCAGCACGAGGAGAUCAUCGGCAAAGUCUGUGAGCUCAUCAAUGAAGUGAAGGAGUCCUGGGCCGAGGAGGCUGACUUUGAGCCCGCCACCAAGAAGGCUCGCUCCACUGCCGGCGAGCACCCCGUGGCCCAGGAGGACGACCGGCUGGGGAAGAAUGAAGUGUACGAUUACCUGCAGGAGCCCCUCUUCCAGGCCACCCCAGAUCUCUUCCAGUACUGGUCAUGUGUGACCCAAAAGCACACGAAACUCGCCAAGCUCGCCUUCUGGCUCCUGGCAGUUCCUGCUGUGGGAGCGCGAAGCGGGUGUGUGAAUAUGUGUGAACAAGCACUUCUGAUCAAAAGGAGACGACUGCUCAGUCCAGAAGACAUGAACAAGCUCAUGUUUCUGAAGUCUAACAUGCUUUAAGACUUGACUUUAGAAAAAAGAAAAAAACAAAAAAGAGAAACAAAACAAAAAGAAAGGAAAACCUUAGAAAAACACACAACACUGUCACAAAGAAAAAAAAUUAAGUUCUAAACACUGUGGACCUCAUUGUAAACGCCCCCUGGAAACUUAAGUGCUUUUUUUUUUUUUUCAGUGUGUGUGUGUGCACGAGUCCAUACCUCCAUGUGUGGCGUGAACAUGCAUGCCAUGGUGUGGGGUGCAGGGGAACUCCAUGCUCAUCUGCACAGCCAGAGAAGCUCUACACACACGUGCACACACACACACACACAACCCUGGUGCAUGUACACGCCCCUGCUUGCAGGCGUGUGUGCAGUGAGCUGGGUGUGUCAGGAAAACCGAGCGAUGGGGAAAGCGGGAGAAGUCUCACCUUUCUCGGGCAGGGGCUCUAAGGACUCUGUUUUCAGGUGUGCGGAUUGGGAGAAGCUGAUGUGAAAUGUUCAGGCAGCUGACAUCUGAAGUGACUUGACCCUCCCUUUCUUCCACCCUCAGACUCCUUCUCAUCACUUCCCUCCCCACCCCAUGGUGCCCACCCACUGCCCCCAGCUGCUCUGCACAGCUUCUCCAGGCUGCAUCUGAUGGGCAGUUUCUGCACUGGACUUUGUUUCUCGUUCACCUUCAGGGCAUUGAGCCGCUGCGUCCGUGACGGCCUUUGGGUGUCACGAGCAGCCGCCUUAGAACACACCCAUCUGUCUCCCCACAUCAGGAGAGGAGGCUUUAAGAAUAUAAAGUGGACGUUUUGUUCUUUAACAUAGAGAAAAAGACAUUUUUCAGAGAAGUCUAGAAAACUGUCUCCACUCAAUAUUUUUUCCAACAUUUUAGCAAUCUUUAUCUUUUGGGGGGUUUCAGUUUUUUCCAGAUUUGAUUUAGACUCUGCUAGGAGGCACUGAAUGUCUAUAACUUAUGUAUGUAUGUUCCUUUGUUUUGUUUUGUCUUACUUGCCCUUUUUGUUCCGCAAGUCACACUGUAAACUAGCUCAUCUCAGUGGCACGUUCAGGAUCCUUCCCACCUGCACAGUCCAGUUUUCACAUAUUCACAAGGCCAAGGUUGUGGCUAUGCUGUCUGGAGUGAGGGUGGGUGGGAAGGAGUUGUGGGUCACUUGGCUGUGAGGCUUGGUGGAAGCCAUAGAGGCAGCAGUGGCUUAGGGGUCCUGAAUGGAAGCAGAAGUGGCUUCCUGGUUCACAUGGGGUUCUGCUAAGGUCUGCCUCUGUACACAGACUGCUUUGCACUCCUCACCACAUUCCCACUCUCAGCUCGGCAGGAACUCCUGUGUUUGUCCAUAUUUACAUCUGCCACACCCCAGGCCCACAGUCUCCUUUCCCCUCCCCAGGGCCCCAGGGAUUCAGGGGUCCACAGCCCUCAGGGGUUCCCCACAGGCACCUCAGAGCUCCACCCAAGACAGCGGUGGGUGCAUAAUGCCUUGUGGACCAAAUAGCUGGUGUCCCGCCGUGGACACCUUCGACUCGAUGCUGUGAAAGGGGUCAGAAGGCCGCUCUUCUGAUCCCCAGCCAGGAGCACAUGCUUCUAUACACAGUUCAGAUGCCAAGAAGAGGGAAUAGCAUUCUCUUUACCAGAGAAAGGUCAACCCUCAAAUCCCUCCCCACACCUCUCUGGGAAUAAAAAUCUUGGGGUCCCUGGUCCCUCCAGGUGACCAGGGCUGUGUGAUGGGGCUUCAGGCUGAGAAUGGCCACCCUUUGGGGGCUAUUUGCAAAGGCACCUCUGCUAUCCUGGGGCUUGCACUGCCCCUUCCUGGUCACAGAGCAUUACUCAACUAUGAGAUACCUCGAUUACGAAAGCACUGUACUACAGUCCUCUCCCCGCGUCACCAGCAGGAGGGGAGUGACGUUGGCUUAAAGAUUCAAGAAGGUUUAGGAUCACGGUCAUUGGCCUAGGAUGCUGUCCUCAAGGACCAAGCCUGCACUCUUCGCCUCACAAGAGCUAACCCAGAAUCCCUACAUAUUCUUAAACACACAGAUGGAUGGAUCACAGGGGUCAUUUCCACAUUUGCUUUGGCAAGCCAUGGUCUCAGGAACCACCAUCCAGUUCUGGUUUUGGAGAAGCUCUAGGUGUUUCUACCACAAUGUCUUCAUUUUGGGUUACACCAUCAAAAAAGACUCAUCCACAAUGGAAUUAUUCAGACAAGAAUCGAAUGUUGCUCCCUGGAUCAUAUGGGAACAUGGAUGUCUCAGGGUGUUCCAGAAAGUGGACUCUGCACUGCUGAUGAUGGAUAUCUCCAGCCUUGCUUGACUGUCCAAGAUGGGCCCUGACCUGGCACUCAUAGCCACAUUGGAAGCACAGGAGCUGGGCACUUCAUAGGGUCAGUGAGAGCAGUUGGGCGGGGCUGCUGCCAUUGGGCCUGUGAAUGCGAAACCAUAGAAACCAGGCAUAUUGUCCCACAAGCUGCCAGCCAAGCCCAGAUGUUCAUUUAGAGCCCUGAGCAUUCUCCUCUUCAGAGCAUAGAAUAUUUCCCUCCAGAAAAAAAAUCAGAGAAAGUCAUGUUGAACUUCAGGCAUCUGGUCACAGGUUGUCAACCCACGUCCAGCUUUUUUGCACCUCAGUUUAACACUUAAAGCUUAGCCUUCCUCUGUGGGUGUGUUGUCUCUCACUAGCUCCUCAGAAGCCUGUCUCCUGGGCUGCCUCCUCCUCAUAGAUGGCAAGAUGGCAAGCAGUCAUGUCUCUCUUGCAUCCUCUGGCUCUCCAGAAACUGGGUUCAAAACCAAGGAAGGCUAUACCCAGGUGUCCUCCCUGCCUGCUCCCUCAUGAAGACCAUCCCCACAGUGAAAAUCCUGCAACAAACAGCUUAAUAAAACCCAAAGAUCUCCCAGGUCCAGCCACAGCCCCUUAACAGCAAUACCCACCUUACCAAGUUCUAGUUCUGCCAAAGCGCUAGGGCUUUUCCAGUUCACCUCCUGGGGCCCAGCCUUCCCCUGACCAUUGGAAGGAUUUUGUCAUCCCAGUGCUGUGAACACUGUAGCUGUUUCUACUACAGGCCUUUGGGGGCCAGGGAGUCAGACCAUUUCUCUCAUGUGCUCACUGCUGACUUGAAUACAGCUUGCCUGGAGCUGUGUGGUUGCCUGACAGAAAUGAUCUUUGUAUUGACAUCCACGGACCCAAGAAGAAAGAUGGAGAAAGUCCACCUCCAUUUAGCAGGCUGUUCUAAGACCCUCAUAUGACAUCACUUUGUUUGGCCCACAAAGCCUAAGCCAAGUCCUGCAGCAUCAGGCACGGUCUUGGCUUUGUAAUCGCCUCAGAGGUCCCAUGUUUGUGAGGCGCAGUGGGACCUCCCAGGUUGUGUGUGGAAGCAGUUGUGUAUCCCAGCACAGUUCUCCAGUUCCCAACACCUCUGUCCAUGGGCCAGGUGGCAUUUAGAAACCAGGAAGCAGAAAGGGCACUACCUGAGCAGAACUGUACGUACUUCCCUUCUGGGAAGUGGUUCCUGCUGCUUCACAAAGAUGCGUCACCACCAUCCACCACGGAGCCUCUCCACACAUGGCAUGCAGGGGUGGGGGAGGGGCUUCUGUAGAUGGCAAGUUGUGGAUCUCCAGCAUCUAUCUGGGAACUCAUUUGAACACUUCUGUGUAGGCUGCCCACAGUCCUCUCAGUUUCACAACUUGUAUCUCCUGCACUUUAAGAAGCACCAGAGAAGAAUUUUGCAAGGCAUGUUUUCCACUGUGAAGCCAAACUUCUGCCUCAGGAAACCCCCUUUUCUUGAACAAGGCACCCUGUACUUGGGCCAGGCUAUUUUAACAACAGGCACGUGGGGAGAACCCGGAUACAGCUAUGCUCUGGGGACGCAGAGACACCAGAAAGGUUCACAGAGAGGCCAGGAUGUGGGUACAGAAGGGAGGCCCUUUGAGAUACCCAGACCUUGUCACCUUUGGUGGUGCUUGAAGCGGGCACAGCAGGCCGCCUCCUCCCCAGAUACCUAGCUUUCCCUGGCCUUGGGAAUAAUGUGACAUCGCUGUGUCUGGGAUGUAUCUGGAGGACGGUCCCAGGGAGGCAGAACCAAGACUAAGUGAGGCUCAGGCUACGCCCUGUGGACUAUAGGUGGGGACUCCUGUCCCCAGGGUAGUGGGAGGGCUGGCAAGGAAGCCACUCCUCGCCUUCACUGUGGCUAAUGUUUGCUAGGCCAGUUAUGGCGAACCAAUGAUACAGUGUUUCCCUUUUAUGUUUCCUUCCCAGUCUCCCCUUUGCAGGACUUUUAGGGGGAUUUUCUUGCUGUAGUUUUCUUUCCUCUCAUUCGGGUCUGAGGACAGUAGUCAGAAGCUCUGGCUUUGAACCAGGGAACCUGUGGUUUCUGGGCAAAGAGGUAUCUGCGCUCACCAGAGCCCCUGCAGGUGUGAGGCAGCAGCGUGGCAGAAGGCGUCCCUUUCAGAGCUGCACUCCUGCAUAGAGAAUUUGCUAGGCUUGCAGUGGCACGAGAGCAUCAUGACCCACCAGGGUCCCACCCGCCCAAGCACUCCACAGGACACUUUGACUUUUAGAACCAAAGUUCCUUAAAGAGGCAUAAACCAACUUGCCCACUGUCUCAGGAGCCUGGAUUUCCUAAAAUGCCAGUUGGUCCAAAGCCUGCCAGAAGGAACGCUCCUCCCACAGCUCAGGAGCCAACCGGCUUUCCUAGGACACAGCCAGGGUGGGUGGUUCCCCAGGAAGGGAGUGAGCUAAGUGGCCUGGCCUGAGCUAACCUCAUCAGCCAAGGCAGAGGAGGAGCCACGAGGCCAGGCCCUCCAGACCCUAAGCAUCAGGAAGUCAUUGUACAACCACCCAAAACGGACAUGCUUCAUAAGAAGCAUCAAUUUCAGUUUUCAGAUCCUCCCUUCUUUCCCCCACAACCUCAUGUUAGUGAUUCGUUCACAUCAGGUAAACCUUGAGAACGCCUUGGUGCCCUGUCCCUCCUACCCCCCACUCAGUGACCAUGUGUGUGCACCCCAUUCUUUCUCAGUAGUAAAGACAUUCUAGGCAAUACCAUGGACACAUCAGUGUCUCGCUUCAAGUGCAAGAAACUCAAGUCAUCUUUAAAAAAAAAAAUACAAAAAAAAACAAAAAAAUAUCUUUUUUAGGCCAGAGUUUUCUACAGGUAUUAAUGAAUAUUUUUCUUAAUCCUUAUAAGUUUUAUGUGUUUAAUAUUUCUUAAUACCGGUAGCAUUAAUUUAUACUUUUGUAGCAACACAAUAUUUUUAUAAAUAGCCAGUGCUUGGCUCAAGUCUUCACGGGGGUUUAUGCAGGGCCAUCUUAGGGACCCUGUGGACCAUGUACUGUAUUUAAAAAAAAAAAGUUACCUAAAGUUUCCUAGUGUCACACUUGCUGUGUUAAGAAAGAGUUGUUGGCGGUCUCCUGUAUGGUUGGUAUGGACCCAACAGUUCUCCAAGGAGUCCCGUUGCAUGGGAGUUGAGUUGAUGGUUCUCGUGAUACGUAAACCUCCGAGACCAAACUGGAGGGUUUAUUUAGAAUUUUCUCUGUGUCUUUUGGGUUUUUUUGUUUGUUUGUUUCACUUUAUUUUGGUACCAUUUCUCCAUUUGCAGCCAAAUCAGUUUCAUGAUGUUGAAAACUUUUACUGAUGUCAAAUGGAGGAAAGGAAUAGGAAAAAAAAAGAGAGAUUUUUACAAAGUAAUAAAAAUUUUAAAACUGAACUGUUUAAAUGUUGCUGUUUUUACCUGUCUAUUCUUGUCCAAAAGUGGAAUAUUCCCUGGGAGAAGAGGAAGGUUCCACCGGGUUCCUUAAAUCACCAAAAGCCCCAGCCCUGAGCUCAGUACCUGCCCCCCCACUUCCCAGUUGGUUCAUGCCAAGGCAAAGACAUCCUUGUAAUGAUAGAGGGGAUCGGUCGCCUAAGCGAGUUCAUGUCAGUGUUGUAUUUAUGGUUUUACAAUAAAACAACCUUUAGGAA